Molecule: messenger RNA, 430 nt
Organism: Drosophila obscura
Lineage: Eukaryota; Metazoa; Arthropoda; Insecta; Diptera; Drosophilidae
Exons: 2
Coding region: 143-280 (45 amino acids)
Source: RefSeq, a predicted model, not a curated record
ACAGCCCUGUUUCAUGUGUCACAUCAAAAUUGUUUCAUAGCAUUUUCUCUCACAACUUUCUUGAACAGUCGUACAGCAAACGAAAACAAAAAACUCAAUUAGAAUUUAAUUGGAAUAAAAUUACAAACCUCUUCAAUCAAAAAUGAUGCGCUCUUGGCCACCCGAUGCGCGUGUGCUCGAGGAACGUGCCAAAAGGGAGGUACAAGCCAACAUAUUUUUAUUCGCUGUGACCUGUGCCCUGAUCCGCUUUGUGCCCAAAAUUAUGCGCAAGUUCUUCUAAGCAGUUCUUCCACUGGAUGCGGCCGCUGAAGGCACAACAAAUACAAAUACAAAUUCAAAAUCAACACUGACACUGACACAAAAUGCCCAUCAACAGAGUUUCACAAUGGGAGAUCGAGACACAAUAAUAAUUAUAAUAAAAAUAUAAUAA